Messenger RNA from Pteropus alecto (black flying fox), 4689 nucleotides. It is a transcript of the gene REV1, whose product is annotated as REV1, DNA directed polymerase. Gene Ontology annotation, cellular component: nucleus. The record is from RefSeq and is a predicted model, not a curated record. The coding region runs from base 513 to 4391 and encodes 1292 amino acids. Gene Ontology annotation, biological process: error-prone translesion synthesis; error-free translesion synthesis. NCBI's taxonomy places the organism in Eukaryota, Metazoa, Chordata, Mammalia, Chiroptera, Pteropodidae. The transcript has 24 exons. Gene Ontology annotation, molecular function: damaged DNA binding; deoxycytidyl transferase activity; DNA-directed DNA polymerase activity.
UUAGGGUUCCAAUCUCCUUCUGUUUGUUUACCUGUCCCCUAGCGUAUUGUCAUCGUUCUCAUGGGUGAAACCAGAUUACCUCUCAACUGCAUUCCGGACAAAGAAGCGAACAACCUCCUUUAAGAACAAGGAACUGAUCUUCCGCACAUCGCUUUGCCCUUGGGUGCUCCUGAUCUAACUCAGCCUGGGAGACGUGGUCUGGCUGGCAGCCCUUCUUCCUACCAGGAGGGAGCAGGAGAGCCGUUUUAUUACCAAAAGAAAGGGAGAAUGGGUAUUGGAGGGCAGUUGUCAUUUUGCCACUCCACAGUGUAGAAGUUCCAAAACCAUCCUCACUUCUGACACCAACUGCAAGUUUGGGGAUCCUCAAGACUGCCCUCAAGUUUAGUAAUUAACUAGAAGGACUCAAAACUCGCGAAAGCUGUUGUAUUCAUGAUUACAAUUUAUUGCAUUGAAAGGAUACAGACUAAAAUCAACGAAAGGAAAAGGUGCAUGGGACACACAGAAGCCCCACCAUGAGACGAGGUGGAUGGAGGAGGCGAGCUGAAAAUGAUGGCUGGGAAAAAUGGGGUGGGUAUAUGGCUGCCAAGGUCCAGAAAUUGGAGGAACAGUUUCGAUCAGAUGCUGCUUUGCAGAAGGAGGGAACUGCAUCUGCGAUUUUUAGUGGAGUUGCCAUCUAUGUCAAUGGAUAUACAGAACCAGUGCUAUUUUUUUUUCCCCUGGUAAAGUCUCUUUGGGAUCUCCUGAACCGCAGAGAUACUGUUUUACUUAAAGGAUCUUCACCAAAAUAUCCUUCUGCUGAGGAAUUGAGACAGCUAAUGAUGUUGCAUGGAGGUCAAUACCAUGUAUAUUAUUCCAGAUCCAAAACAACUCACAUUAUUGCCACAAAUCUUCCUACAGCCAAAAUUAAAGAAUUAAAGGGGGAAAAAGUAAUUCGGCCAGAAUGGAUUGUGGAAAGCAUCAAAGCUGGACGACUCCUGUCCUACAUUCCCUAUCAGCUGUACAGCAAGCAGUCCACUGUGCAGAAAGGUCUCACCUUCAAUCCUGUGUGCAAACCUGAGGACCCUGUGCCUGGUCCAAGCAAUAGAGCCAGACAGCUCAACAACAGAGUAAAUCAUAUAAUUAAGAAGAAUGAGACAGAAAAUGAAGUCAAAGUCAAUGGGAUGAACAGCUGGAAUGAAGAAGAUGCAAAUAAUGAUUUUAGUUUUGCUGAACUGGAGCAGAUCUUUCCAGGAGGGAAACAAAACGGAAUUCCACCUCGCAGAGACAGCCCUGCCAUUUUUAAUGGACACACUCAGAGCUCUAAUGGUGCCUUACAGACACAGGAGUGCUUGGUACCUGUGGCCAGCAGUGUUGCCAGCAGGCUUUCCCUUGACUCUGCCCAAGAGGAAGAGAAGGUCGAGAAAUGCAGCACUGACUUCAGAGACUGCAGCGGGCAGCGGUGGCAGCAAAGCACCAGAAAUACAGAUGCUUUGCGGGACCCACACAGAACUAAUCCUUCCUCCUCCUCCUCCUCUUCCUCUUCCUUCUCCUCCUCUUUGCACACUAGCACUAAAAUAAACGGUGCUCACCGCUCCACCGUUCAGGGCCCUUCAAGCACAAACAGCACUUCUUCAGUGCCUGCUCUCAGCAAGGCAACACCGUCAGCACCGUCCAAACCCUCCAGCUGCAGUUUUAUUUCAGACUUCUAUUCUCGGUCAAGACUGCAUCACAUAUCAAUGUGGAAGUGUGAAUUGACUGAGUUUGUCAGUACCCUACAAAAACAAAGUGGUGGUAUCUUUCCAGGAAGGGAAAAAUUAAAAAAAAUGAAAACAGGCAGGUCUGCACUUGUUGUAACUGACACAGGCAAUAUGUCAGUAUUGAAUUCAGCCAGACAUCAGAGCUGUAUAAUGCAUGUUGAUAUGGAUUGCUUCUUUGUAUCAGUGGGUAUACGAAAUAGACCAGAUCUCAAAGGAAAACCAGUGGCUGUCACAAGUAAUAGAGGCACAGGAAGGGCACCUUUGCGUCCUGGCGCUGACCCCCUGUUGGAGUGGCGGUAUUACCAGAAUAGAGUCCUGAAAGGCAGGGCAGCAGAUAUACCAGAGUCAUCAGAAUGGGAGAAUCAGGAUUCUGCACAAACAAAUGGAAUUGAUUCUGUUUUAUCAAAGGCUGAAAUUGCAUCUUGUAGUUAUGAAGCCAGACAAGUUGGUAUUAAAAAUGGAAUGUUUUUUGGGUACGCUAAACAACUUUGUCCUAAUCUUCAAGCUGUUCCAUAUGAUUUUCAUGCAUAUAAGGAAGUCGCACGCACGAUGUAUGAGACGUUGGCAAGCUACACACAUAACAUUGAAGCAGUCAGUUGUGACGAAGCCCUGGUAGACAUCACUGAAAUCCUUGCCGAGACCAGACUGACUCCUGAUGAGUUUGCAAAUGCUGUUCGCAUGGAAAUCAAAGACCAGACUAAAUGUGCUGCCUCUGUUGGAAUUGGUUCUAAUAUUCUCCUGGCUAGAAUGGCAACUAGAAAAGCAAAACCAGAUGGCCAGUACCACCUAAAACCAGAAGAAGUUGAUGAUUUUAUCAGAGGUCAGCUAGUUACUAAUCUACCAGGAGUUGGACAUUCGAUGGAAUCCAAAUUGGCAUCUUUGGGAAUUAAAACUUGUGGAGAUCUGCAGUAUAUGACCAUGGCAAAACUCCAAAAAGAAUUUGGUCCCAAAACAGGUCAGAUGCUUUAUAGAUUCUGCCGUGGUUUGGAUGAUAGACCAGUUCGAACUGAAAAGGAAAGAAAAUCUGUUUCAGCCGAGAUCAACUACGGAAUAAGGUUUACCCAGCCAAAAGAAGCAGAAUCUUUUCUUCUGAGUCUUUCAGAAGAAAUUCAAAGACGACUUGAAGCUGCUGGCGUGAAGGGUAAGCGCUUGACUCUCAAAGUCAUGGUGCGAAAGCCAGGAGCCCCUGUAGAGACUGCAAAGUUCGGAGGCCAUGGCAUUUGUGAUCACAUCGCCAGGACCGUAACUCUUGACCAGGCAACAGAUAGUGCAAAAAUAAUUGGAAAGGCUACACUAAACAUGUUUCAUACAAUGAAACUAAAUAUAUCGGAUAUGAGAGGGGUUGGGAUUCAAGUGAACCAGUUAGUCCCAGCUAUCCCAAAGCCUCCCACAUGCCCCAGUCGCCCGUCAGCUCAUCCAGGCCACUUUCCUGGUGGGUCACACUCUGUCCUCGAUCUCUUCCAAGUCCAGAAAGCGAAGAAAUCCACAGAAGAGGAGCACAAGGAAGUAUUUCUGGCUGCCGUGGACCUGGAAUUAUCAUCUGCUUCUAAAACCUGCACUUUCUUGCCAUCUUUCUCCACACAUCUGACGUCAGGCAUCAGUCCUGUUACUGGCAAAGUCGAGUCUUCAGGGAGAUGGAACGGUCUGCGUUCUCCCAUCAGGUUAAAGUCGAGACUUGACCUGAGCGUAGAGGUCCCAUCACCUUCCCAGCUUGACCAGUCUGUUCUGGAAGCACUUCCACCCGACCUCCGGGAACAGGUGGAGCAUGCCUGUGCUGCACAGCAAGGAGAGCUGCACAGUGACAGGAAGAACCAACCGCUAAAUGGCUGCAGUACAGGAAUUUUGCCGCAACCAGUUGGGACAGUUUUGUUACAAAUACCAGAACCUCAAGAAUCUGACAGUGACUCGGGGAUUAAUGUCAUAGCCCUCCCAGCAUUGUCACAGGUGGACCCUGAGGUGUUCGCGGCCCUUCCUCCUGAGCUUCAGAUGGAGCUGAAUGCAGCAUACGAGCAAAGACAGCGGCAGGGAGAGGCUGCGCCCCAGCAGCCAGCCAGCGCAGCCGUGCCAAAGAAUCCCUUACUUCAGCUAAAACCAGCAGCAGUAAAAGAAACAAAACGAAACAGGAAAAAAAACCCCAUCAGUUCCCCCAAGAAGAUUCAGAGUCCUCUGAAAAACAAGCUGCUCAGUAGUCCUAUAAAAACCGUGCCAGGGGCCUACGGGAAUCCCCAGAAGCUGAUGGAUGGGUUUCUGAAACACGAAGGUCCUGUUCCUGAGAAACCUCUGGGUGAACACUCGGCCUCCAUCGCAGGUGUGUCAGGCCUGUCUGGGCCACAGCCUGAGCCGUCUUCCUGUACCAGACCCCCAGCACCCAGCCUGGCUGGUGCUGUUGAGUUCAGUGAUGUGAAGGCCUUGCUCAGAGAGUGGAUAACCACCAUCUCAGAUCCAAUGGAAGAAGACAUUCUACAAGUCGUGAAAUACUGUACCGACCUGAUAGAGGAGAAGGAUUUGGAAAAACUGGACCUGGUUAUAAAGUACAUGAAAAGGUUGAUGCAGCAGUCGGUGGAGUCAGUCUGGAACAUGGCAUUCGACUUUAUUCUUGACAACGUUCAGGUGGUUCUACAGCAGACUUAUGGGAGCACCUUAAAAGUCACAUAAAUACCCCGGGAGCUCGGCACUCCCUGCUCACUGUGCCACAAGUGCUUGUGAGGUAUUUGCAAAGUGCAUGGUAGUGAUGCUCCGAGGUUUUAUAAUUUUAAAUUUCUUUUUGAGCAAGUGUUUUGUAUAUUUUUUUUCAAUAAGUGCCAAAUUUGUCAGUAUUGCAUGUAAAUAAUUGUGUUAAUUCUUUUACUGUAGUAUAGAUUCUAUUUACAAAAUGUUUGUUUAUAAAGUUUUAUGGAUUUUUACAGUGAAGUGUUUACAGUUGUUUAAUAAAGAACUGUAUGUAUAUUUUGUA